UUUUUUUUUUCUCUUAUCGUGACAUCCGCUGAUGAAUGUCCACCUUCUUGCUUGCUCUGGUGUUUGUCAUCGACGAGCCACAUGAAACCCUUACCCUUUAUCUUACGAGGAUCUGAUCGACGCAUCUUGACCCCUGAUUAGACACCUAGCUAGGUCGUGUGGCGUGAAGCUAUCGGAUGCAUCAAGUACCGUACCUAAUAUGUCAAGAGGCAAUUUCUUUAAACUAGACGGGGGCGAAAAGGUGUGAUCUCUGUUUUAUUUCCAUAUCACCUCAUCUCGAAUCGGCAUGUAUGGCUGAGGUGAUAUACGCAGCAUUGUUGAAUGAAAUUCCAGAGACAAUGUCUCUGAAUUCCAAGCUUAGGUCCGACGCCACUGACGCCCGUGAGUAUUAACAAUCUCCUUUCCACCUCACAACGCUUCAGGAGGAGAAUAAGAUUCGGCGCGUACCUGGCAACAUUGGCCAACCCGGUAUCUUAUUUGCCACAGCCGCGGAUCAAGAAACCAACUACGGGUGAUUUUACCGUGCUAAAUCACGAGGAGUUUACGGGCCGCAUUGAAGACAACUUUGGGAAAACCUCGAUACAUCUUGCCCUAACGCAGUACCAGCCAGGGCUCUGGGGACUUAACAGAGAUGAACAUUACAUUGAGGAAGCGACUGUUCUGCGAGAGAGUUUAGUUCAAGUGUACGACGGCACCGCAUGGGUGUGCGAUCUUGAUAUUCUUGGCACGAUGAAUAGCGAGCUCCUGAGCCGCACCAAUUGCAAUUGUGAGAACCAGGAUAACACCACUCAUUCAUCGACACGGGCACAAGGGAAGACGCCGGGAUUCUCUGCUUCGGAUGCCGAUUCCUCUAAGACGAUUGCAGUGACUAAUUGGGACGAACUCCUGGUCCCUCCGAUCGAUAGGAAGUGGUCCAUUGUCUGCACCUCGGAGAACUGGACCAGCAGACUCGCCGCCGUAGGGAUUGCUAUACGCCUAUCCAGGCCUACGGUGAUCCUGCCAAAGCUGCCACAUGAGAUUUGCUGGGCCUGUGUCGAGAAACACGUGGCAGACUUGAAAUUGGAACGGCCGGGUACUGCCGACGAGGACAUCGUACUGGUCUUAUGAAGGGCUGCAAAUUUGGUUAAGGUGAAAUUUUUUGGGGAUAGUAUAGUGCUCGGGCAACGUAACCGAACUAUUUCUUCCUUCAAACCCAGUCUCGCCGGUGAGGGUCUGCGGUAUAUCAAUCUUUUAUGUUGUGACCUAUAAGUGACGGGCAAUAGUUAGGUAGUUUGUUAACUCCACGGCCAAGAUAGCAAGAGGAUUAUAAUGGCCACCAUUAUUAGCUAUAGCUGUAGCAACUGCAGAGACUAUCUUA
Messenger RNA from Durotheca rogersii, 1357 nucleotides. RefSeq lists its product as uncharacterized. The record is from RefSeq and is a predicted model, not a curated record. The coding region runs from base 730 to 1107 and encodes 125 amino acids. NCBI's taxonomy places the organism in Eukaryota, Fungi, Ascomycota, Sordariomycetes, Xylariales, Xylariaceae. The transcript has a single exon.